Porites lobata is the source of this 1114-nucleotide messenger RNA. NCBI's taxonomy places the organism in Eukaryota, Metazoa, Cnidaria, Anthozoa, Scleractinia, Poritidae. The record is from the annotation of a GenBank genome assembly.
CUUAAACAUUAACUGACAGCUGCCCUAGUGGCCAAGUUGAAAGAUAAUUGGGUUACUUGCAAUGAAGCCAAUUUCGCUUCAUGCUUUUCUUACAAUAGCCCUUUUGUACCUUAACGGUAAGUCACUGCCCCUGCCGAUGUUUCUCGAGUUACAUAUAACUUGUACAAAAUUAUAUGACUAUUUGUAGUCUAAAUAUUUUCAUAUGGAGCUGUCUUAUUGUUAUGUUUUUUUAAUUAUUAUUUCGGUGGCAAGCAAAUGGACUCAGCUGCAGAGAGAGUCCUCAGUUGAGACGGACCCUUAAGAAUCCGUUAUAUGAUUACACUUGCGCGCGUUUUAUUAGAACAUACUGGGCCUUCCCUUAAUUUUCUGCGCACACUUAACACUGCCAUCCCGCUUUAUGUUUAGUAGUGACCCAGACUGUUUUGUGUAAGUUGACUAUAAAACAAGGGAAGAAAGUGACCUAAUUUGGACGACUUUUAAGCAACGCCUUCCUUAAAUUAAAAUAAAUGGAGAAAACGAUGACGAAAAAGAAGCCACCAUUGACAAAUUGAAUCAUUGCCGAUGACAGGAAGUGUGCCCAAACAGGAUGCGCAAUUUAAAAGCUAAGAGGGCAGCCAGAAACGUGUGACCGUUAUUGAGACCGUUGUUUUCUUGUUGUUUUUUCUUAACCACAGAUGACACAUUUUAUACCUGGUAGGACUGCAUUUUCACAAGAAAAUUCGAAAACAGUCACUUAUGCCAAUUAAAAAUUGGGGGCAAAUGAUAAAAGUGUGUUUCAGGGCACGGUAACACCCGUCUACUCUUCAGCUUUUUAAGUUCUCUUCAGUUUUCACCGAACAUUUCCUUGCUGGCGGUUAAACGCUAAUUUAAACCCAAGCAACCAAUUCACCGUAUAUAUUCCAGUGUUAAUGCAGUUUUUUGUUUAGGGAUAAAUGCAUACGACGAGUUUGGUAAAGCCUGUGUGCUUGCUCAUAAUAAACUAAGAGGGCUUCAUGGUUCACAGUCACUUGUCUGGUCAGAGGAGCUAGCUGACGAGGCUCAAAAGUGGUGCGAAAAACUCGCUUUAAAUGACCAACUUGGACACGAUAACAAAACAAUGGACGAAGAAAAUCAC